Molecule: messenger RNA, 1484 nt
Organism: Drosophila serrata
Lineage: Eukaryota; Metazoa; Arthropoda; Insecta; Diptera; Drosophilidae
Gene: Uba5
Product: Ubiquitin-like activating enzyme 5
Biological process (GO): protein ufmylation
Cellular component (GO): cytosol; cytoplasm
Molecular function (GO): UFM1 activating enzyme activity
Source: RefSeq, a predicted model, not a curated record
AAUUUUUUUUCUUAACAUGCAGCGAAAGUGACACGAAGGCAACAGAUUUAAAAAACCAAUAGGAAAGGGAAAGCGAUUGUAUUUCUUUAUUCUAUUUGUUGUUGCGCCCAAGAAAACGGAAGGAAAUUACCGCCAGGAUGUCGAGCGCAAUCGAUGAACUGCAGGCCAUCAUUGCGGAGCUCAAGAGUGAGCUGGAUGAGCAACGGACGAGCAGCCACCAGGCUGCAGCUCACCGCGAACGCAUCGAACGGAUGUCAGCGGAGGUGGUGGACUCCAAUCCCUACAGUCGCCUGAUGGCUCUCCAGCGGAUGAACAUUGUGAAGGAGUACGAGAGGAUCCGUGACAAGACAGUGGCCAUUGUGGGAGUCGGCGGCGUUGGCAGUGUCACCGCCGAUAUGCUGACGCGUUGCGGCAUCGGCAAGCUGAUACUCUUCGACUACGACAAAGUGGAGCUGGCCAACAUGAAUCGUUUGUUCUUCACGCCCGACCAGGCUGGCCUGUCCAAGGUGGAGGCCGCUGCCCGCACUCUGGGCUUCAUCAAUCCGGAUGUACGCAUCGAAACGCACAACUAUAACAUCACAACGGUGGAGAACUUUGAUCGCUUCCUCGCCACAAUCAUGGAAUGCGGCACGGUGGCGGGUCAGCCAGUGGACUUGGUGCUUAGCUGUGUGGACAACUUCGAGGCACGCAUGGCCAUCAAUGCGGCGUGCAAUGAGCGCAAUCUAAACUGGUUCGAGUCGGGAGUAUCGGAGAAUGCCGUUUCCGGUCAUAUCCAGUUCAUCCGUCCCGGUGACACGGCCUGCUUUGCCUGUGCCCCGCCUCUGGUUGUAGCCGAGAAUAUUGAUGAGAAGACAUUGAAGCGGGAGGGCGUGUGUGCUGCCUCCCUGCCUACCACAAUGGGCAUUACGGCUGGUUUUCUCGUCCAGAAUGCUCUGAAGUACCUGCUUAACUUUGGCGAGGUCUCCGACUAUUUGGGCUACAAUGCCCUCAAUGACUUCUUUCCCAAGAUGACGCUUAAACCGAAUCCGCAGUGCGACGAUCGCAAUUGUUUGCUUAGGCAAAAGGAAUUCCAGGCACGACCAAAGCCCGUUCAAGUGAAGGAGGAAGUGGUCAGUGAUGAGCCCCUGCAUGCCACCAACGAAUGGGGUAUCGAGCUAGUGGCCGAGGAUGCACCGCCCAGCAGUAAUCCCGAACCAGCCCCAGCCAUGGAAGUGGGACACGGCCUGAAGCUUGCCUACGAGGCUCCCGAAAAGACCAGUGAAGAUGCGCCGGUUGCAUCCGUGGCGGCGGCAGAUGAAACCAGCCUGGAGGAUCUGAUGGCACAGAUGAAGUCGAUGUGAAUGAAAUUCCAUUAUAUUUAUAGACUCUAAAUGGCCUUUGUUUUGUAAUUGAUAUUUUUGUAUCACUUUUUUUUUCUUUGCUAUAAAAAAUUAUGUGUGAUUGUGCAUUUAAUCUUGCAAAUACAUAAAUUUUGAUAAAAUUUA